AUGGAAGCUCUUCCUGAGCUUCGAGUGCUCGUCUUGAAGUCUAACAAGUUUGAUGGUAAUAUGUCGCUGCCUUCACGAAGUAACCUUCCAAUUCCUAAGUUGCAAGUUUUAGAUAUAUCUGACAAUGAAUUUGUGGGGUCUCUCCCUCAAACAUAUUUCAAGAAUUUCAGAGCAAUGAUGGAUGUGAAGGAAAAUCAAACAAAUCUAACACCAAGUGAUGAUGAUGAUCGCUAUUUUCUAUUUUUUUUGGAGAUGAGAAUCACCUUGAAAGGUCUCGAUCAGCUAUUGAGGAGAUUGUUGAAAACCUUUACAACCAUUGACUUAUCCUCCAACAAUUUCUCUGGUAGUAUUCCAGAUUCCAUAGGUAAUCUGAAUUCGCUGAGAUACUUGAAUUUGUCGCACAAUAAUCUCACGGGACACAUACCUGCAUCUCUUGGAAAUAUAAGUGUGCUUGAAUCAUUGGACUUGUCAUCGAACAAAUUGGAUGGAAGAAUUCCAAGUGAAUUGACGAGGUUGACAUUUCUUGCAAAAUUAAACCUUUCAAUGAAUGAUCUCGUGGGGCAAAUACCACAAUCUACUCAGUUUUCCACAUUUGAGAAUGAUUCAUAUGUGGGAAACUUGAGAUUGUGUGGAUUUCCGUUGACGAGAAAAUGCAACGAGGAGAAUGGGCAGCGGAUGCAGCCAGAAGAAGAAGAUGAAGAAGAAGAGUAUGGAUUUAUAGAUGGAUUUGGAUGGAAAAGUGUGGUGAUGGGAUAUGGAAGCGGAAUCAUAGUUGGAAUUGGAAUUGGUUGUUGGAUUAUUCGAUUUGGAAGGCCAAGAUGGUUGGUGGAAUUCUUUUUUGGUGUUGGAUACACAUACAUGAAGAAUAAGAAGAAGAAGAAGAAGACAAGGAAGAGAGCUACUCCAACACAGAGGAGAAGUUGA
Messenger RNA from Salvia miltiorrhiza (redroot sage), 924 nucleotides. Its product is annotated as receptor like protein 27-like. The record is from RefSeq and is a predicted model, not a curated record. Bases 1 to 924 code for a protein of 307 amino acids. Gene Ontology annotation, molecular function: protein binding. The transcript has a single exon. NCBI's taxonomy places the organism in Eukaryota, Viridiplantae, Streptophyta, Magnoliopsida, Lamiales, Lamiaceae.